This is a messenger RNA of Salvia splendens (bonfire salvia), 11265 nucleotides long. RefSeq names its product E3 ubiquitin-protein ligase UPL2. Lineage: Eukaryota; Viridiplantae; Streptophyta; Magnoliopsida; Lamiales; Lamiaceae. Gene Ontology annotation, biological process: protein polyubiquitination; ubiquitin-dependent protein catabolic process. Gene Ontology annotation, molecular function: protein binding; ubiquitin protein ligase activity. The transcript is spliced from 17 exons. Gene Ontology annotation, cellular component: cytoplasm. The record is from RefSeq and is a predicted model, not a curated record. The coding region runs from base 236 to 11092 and encodes 3618 amino acids.
UCGAGUGUUAGUGUGUGAACCCUUCUUCGCAAGAACAACUUCGCACUCAGAGAUAAAAUUAAACCCACUAUUUAUUGGGGUUUCCAUCAACAGCCUCUCUCUUUCUCUCUCUACCUAUACGUACAGCACACAGCGUGCGUACAUAAUUAUAUAUCUAUCGCUUUGUACAGUGCAAGACCCGCCGGAUGUGCAAGCGUGCGCUGUGGUUUUUGUUUUGCUGCAGUUGACGGAAUAAAUGGCGAGUAUACGAUCGAGCUUGCCGUCGAGGCUUCGGCAGCUCCUCUCUAGUGAAGGGGCAAUCGGCCCCUCCGUUAAACACGACGCAGAGCCUCCUCCAAGAAUAAAGGCUUUUGUCGACAAGGUGAUUCAGUGCCCAUUACAGGAUAUAGCGAUACCUCUUUCUGGUUUUCGCUGGGAGUAUGGCAAGGGAAAUUUCCACCAUUGGGGGCCUCUAUUUCUGCACUUUGAAACGUAUUUCAAGACCUACUUAUCUCAUAGAAAUGACCUUCUUUUGUCAGAUGACAUCUUAGGGGAUGUCAGCCCAUUUCCCAAACAAGCAGUUUUGCAAAUUUUGAGAGUUAUGCAGAUCAUCCUAGAAAAUUGCCACACCAAGAGUUCAUUCAGUGUUAUAGAGCAUUUCAAGCUUUUGCUUGCUUCAACAGAUCCUGAAAUUAUCACCGCAGCUCUUGAGACUCUUUCUGCACUUGUGAAAAUAUCACCUUCAAAGCUGCAUGUCAGUGGAAAGCUGGUAGGGUGUGGGUCAGUGAAUGCUUGUCUUUUAUCCCUUGCGCAAGGCUGGGGUAGCAAAGAAGAAGGUCUAGGUUUGUAUUCAUGUGUCACAUUACAUGAGAGGACCCAGGAGGAUGGGCUAUGCCUGUUCCCACUGGAGACACAAAAUGACAGCGACAAGUUGCAGAAUCGCGUGGGAUCAACACUUGACUUUGAGUUGCGCAGUACUUCUCCAAGUGAUGUUGAAGCUAGUGAUAGUACAAAUUCAUCUGGAGUGCGUGUAAUUCAGAUCCCUGAUAAUCAAUUACAAGAACAGGAUGACUUGUCACUUAUGAAGUUUUGUAUUGAGCAUUAUAAUGUGCCUUCAGAUCUUAGGUUUCCAUUAUUAACCAGAAUUCGGUAUGCUCGUGCACUCUGUUCCUCCAGAAUAUGCAGGCUUUACAGCAAGAUUUGCCUACUAUCUUUUAUUGUGCUUGUACAGUCUAGUGAUUCACAUGAUGAGCUAGUUUCAUUUUUUGCUAAUGAGCCAGAAUACACAAAUGAAUUGAUUAGAAUUGUGAGAUCUGAAGAAAACAUAUCAGGAAACAUAAGAACACUUGCAAUGACUGCUUUGGGUGCACAGUUAGCUGCAUAUUCGGCAUCUCAUGAAAGGGCACGUAUAUUAAGUGGAUCAAGCAUCAGUUUUGCAGGUGGUAAUCGAAUGAUUCUCUUGAAUGUGCUGCAAAGAGCGAUUAUAUCAUUAAAUAAUUCUGUUGAUUUGUCAUCAGUUGCUUUCAUUGAAGCACUUCUGCAGUUCUACUUGCUUCAUGUCAUAUCUUCUUCAAGUUCUGGUAGUGUUGUUAGGGGUUCAGGGAUGGUACCGACCUUUUUACCCCUGCUAGAAGAUUCAGAUCCUUCUCGGUUGCAUCUUGUCUGUUUAGCCGCAAAAACUCUACAGAAGCUCAUGGACUACAGCAAUACAGCAGUCACCCUUUUCAGAGAUUUAGGAGGGGUGGAGCUUUUGGUUCAAAGAUUACAGAUCGAAGUACAUAGAGUGAUUGACUUCACUGGAUCAAGGGAUAGCUCUAUGGCAAUGGGUGAAUGUCCUAAAUAUAAUAUCGACCAGUUGUACAAUCAGAAGCGAUUGAUUAGGGCAUUGUUGAAAGCACUUGGUUCUGCCACUUAUGCGACGGCAAAUUCUGCGAGAUCACAGAAUUCUUACGAUGUUUCUUUAACUCCCAUCUUGUUGAUGCUUUUCAGUAACAAGGAAAAGUUUGGAGGUGACAUCUACUCCUCAGCUGUGACUCUUAUGAGUGAAAUGAUUCACAAAGAUCCAACAUGUUUUAAUGUUCUGUUUGACUUGGGCCUUCCAUCUGCAUUUCUAUCAUCCAUUGUGCUUGGAGUACUUCCUGCUUCAAAAGCCAUCACUUGUAUUCCGAAUGGUCUUGGUGCUAUUUGCCUCAACUCCAAGGGUCUGGAGGCUGUAAGAGAAACUUCUGCUUUACACUUCCUUGUUGACAUUUUCACUGACAAAAAGUAUGUGAUGGCCAUGAGCGAAGGCAUUAUUCCAUUAGCAAAUGCUUUGGAAGAGCUAUUCCGGCAUGUGUCUUCACUGAGAGGAUAUGGUGUUGAUCUGAUGAUUGAAAUAAUUGAUAAGAUCGCAUUGCUUGGGGACACCAAGUGCUCUGGAUCGUCAGAAAAACUUGAUGGUAGCGAGGCAAUGGAUAUGGACUCUAUUGAAUCCGAUGACAAGGAAAACAUAGGGGAUUCUGUGGCAGAUGGGCCUGUUCAAGGUAUCAGUGAUGAACAAUGUAUUCAGCUGUCCAUCUUUCAUGUAAUUGUUCUAGUUCACAGGACAAUGGAAAAUUCAGAAACAUGCCGUCUAUUUGUGGAGAAGUCUGGUAUCGAAUCUUUAUUGAAACUUCUUUUACGCCCAAGUAUAACUCAAUCAUCUGAGGGGAUGUCAAUAGCUUUACACAGCACGAUGGUAUUCAAGUGUUUUACACAACAUCAUUCCACUCCUCUGGCUCGUGCUAUUUGCUCUUCACUUCGUGAGCAUUUGAAAGAAACUGUGUCUAGGACUAGUGCUAUCUCUGGAUCUUUUUUACUGGAUCCUAGGGCCAGCCCAGACCCUCUGAUAUUUUCUUCCCUCUCGCUUGUGGAGUUCCUCUUAUUUCUUGCUGCCUCAAAGGACAAUCGUUGGGUAACAGCAAUGCUUACUGAGUUCGGUAAUGGAAGCAAAGAUGUCCUGGAAGAUAUUGGUCGAAUUCAUCGUGAAGUUUUAUGGCAAAUUUCGUUGCUUGAAGACACAAAGGCCGAAGCGGAGGACCAACUCACUGGUACCGUUAAUGCCUCUCGGCAGUCCGAGUUGGGCAUGAAUGAUGCCGAAGACCCAAGGUUGAACUCGUUCAGGCAAUUCCUUGAUCCUUUACUGAGAAGGAGGACUUCUGGUUGGAGCUUUGAGUCCCAGUUUUUUGACCUCAUAAAUCUCUAUCGUGACCUUACUCGUUCCUCAAGUCUUCACCAACGACAGAGUGUCGAUGCACCUUCUUCCUCACAGGUUGCAGCGAAUCAGGAAGAUGAAUCUGGUUCUUCUGGUUCAUACCAUCAGUCUUGUUGUGAUAUGGUAUCAUCACUAUCCAUUCACAUAACCCAUUUGUUUCAAGAGUUGGGGAAGGUCAUGCUGCUUCCAUCUCGCCGGAGGGACGAUACACUCACUGUAUCUCCUCCCUCAAAAUCAGUGGCAUCUACCUUUGCGUCUAUAGCUAUGGAUCACAUGAAUUUUGGUGGGCAUAUUAGUCCUUCUGGAUCUGAGGAUUUGGUUACAACUAAAUGCCGGUACUACGGCAAGGUUGUUGAGUUCAUUGAUAGUAUUCUUUUGGACAAGCCUGACUCAUGCAAUCCUGUCAUAUUGAAUUGUUUAUAUGGACGUGGAGUUAUUCGAACAGUCUUGACUACAUUUGAGGCUACCAGUCAGUUGCCUUUUGCCUUUAGUAAGGCUCCUGCAUCUCCUAUGGAGACUGAUGAAGGGAAGCAAAAUGAUGUUGAAAAAGCUGAUCAGCUGUGGACUUAUGGACCCUCAGCUAGCUAUGGAAAGCUUUUGGACCACUUGGCGACUUCGUCCUACGUACUAUCACCUUUCAAUAAACAUUUACUUACACAGCCUCUAGUGCCUGGGGACAUUCCAUUUCCCCGUGAUGCAGAAACAUUUGUCAAAGUUCUUCAGUCCAUGGUAUUGAAGGCUGUGCUUCCUGUUUGGACGCACCCUCGGUUCCAUGAAUGUAAUUAUGAGUUCAUCACGACAGUUGUCAACAUUUUUAAGCAUGUAUUCUCUGGAGUGGAAGUCAAAAGUGUUGGUGCUAAUGUGGGUCGUACUGGUCCACCCCCUACUGAAACAACUAUUUCAACAAUAGUGGAGAUGGGGUUCACAAGGUCUCAGGCAGAAGAGGCUCUGAGACAGGUUGGUUCAAAUAGUGUGGAGCUUGCCAUGGAAUGGUUGUUUUCACAUCCCGAGGAACCUCAAGAAGAGGACGAGCUUGCUCAAGCACUAGCAAUGUCUCUUGGAAAUUCUACGACAGAGACAAAAGAAGAGGACACAACUGAGGAUACUCAGAAUGUUGAAGAGGAAUUGGUGCAACUCCCACCAGUUGAUGAGCUGCUGUUGACAUGCAAGGUACUUCUGCAAAUGAAGGAGACCUUAGCUUUCCCUGUUAGGGAUCUCCUUGUCAUGAUUUGCUCACAAAAUGAAGGCCAAGAAAGACCAAGAGUCAUUUCCUUUAUCAUUGAACAAGUGAAGCUUUGUGGUGACAUCUCUGAUAGUGGGAAUCAGAAAAUGCUCUCUGCCUUCUUUCAUGUUCUUGCUUUAAUUCUCAAUGAAGACUCAGCAGCCCGAGAAUUAGCGUCCAAGAGUGGUCUGGUUAAAGUUGCAUCUGAUCUUCUCCAGCUAUGGAUUCAUUCAAAUGAGCAGGAUGCAUCUCAAGUCCCAAAAUGGGUAACUUCAGCUUUUAUUGCUGUCGACCGUCUUGCCCAAGUGGAUGCAAAGUUAAAUGCUGAUGUGAUAGAACUUUUGAAGAAGAAUGAUACAGACAACCAAACGUCUAUUGUCAUAGAGGAAGAAAAGCAGAAUAAAUUGUCUUUGGGGUCACCCUUGAAGUAUUUAGAUACAAUGGAACAAAAGAGACUAAUUGAAAUAGGAUGUGGCUGCAUCAGAAAGCAAUUACCUUCUGAAACAAUGCAUGCUGUUCUGCAGCUCUCUUCUACCCUGACAAGAACUCAUUCAGUUGCUGUUAGUUUCUUGGACUCUGGAGGUCUACAAUUACUUCUUUCCUUGCCUGCGAGUAGUUUGUUUGUUGGCUUUGACAAUGUUGCAGCUAUUAUAAUUCGCCACAUCCUUGAAGAUUCUCAAACCCUACAGCAAGCAAUGGAGUCUGAGAUACGACAUAGUUUCAUAACUUUUGCUAACAGACAGUCUAGUGGAAGGCUUACUCCGCGAAAUUUUCUGUCAAAUUUAAGUUCUGUUCUUCAACGGGAUCCAGUAAUUUUUCUGCAAGCUGCUAAAGCCGUCUGCCAGGUUGAGAUGGUUGGUGAGAGGCCAUAUAUGGUAUUGAUAAAAGAUCGGGAGAAGGAUAGAAAAGAUAAAGAGAAACACAAAACAGAGGAAAAGGAGAAACAAACGAAUGAUGGUAAGGUAAGCACUGCCACCACAAUGCCAGCAGCUGUUGGUAGUGGGCAUGGGAAGCUUCCUGAUACGAAUUCCAAGAACUCUAAGAUACAGAAGAAACCUCCUCAGAGUUUUGUCACUGUCAUUGAUACUCUGUUGGAUUCAGUAUUAGCUUUCACUCCUUCUCUGGAAGAUGAAUCUGUUAACAAAGUGGGAUCAGCAUCGACAGAUAUGGAAAUUGAUGUUUCUGCAAGCAACAGCAAAGGAAAAUCUGUUGCUUCUGUGUCUGAAUUAAAUGUAGCUAGCCAUCAAGAAUCCUCUGUUUCAUUGGCUAAGGUGGUUUUUAUAUUGAAGCUCUUGACAGAGAUUCUUUUAAUGUAUUCUUCAUCUGUUCAUAUCCUUGUACGAAAAGAUGCCGAAGUUUGCAGCUACAGGGGAACUCCUCAAAAGGGUGUAAAUGCUUGCUUAACGGGUGGGAUCUUCCACCAUGUUCUUCACAAAUUUCUACCCUUUUCUAAAAAUCAGAGAAAGGAGAAGAAAACUGAAAUUGACUGGCAUCAUAAACUGGCUAGUAAAGCCAACCAUUUUCUUGUUGCAUCAGGUGUUCGCUCAACUGAAGCAAGGAAAAGAAUCUUCACAGAGAUCAGUUAUGUUUUUAACGAAUUUGUUGAUUCAUGUAAUGGUUUUAGGGCCCCAAAGUCUGAUAUUCAGGCCCUCACUGAUCUGCUCAAUGAUAUGUUGGCUGCUCGGAUACCUUCAGGUUCAUACAUUUCAGCAGAAGCUUCUGUUACUUUUAUAGAGGCAGGUCUUGUUCAGUCACUCACCAGAACACUGCGCGUGUUAGACUUGGAUCAUACAGAUUCACCUAAGGUUGUUACUGGAAUUGUGAAAGUUUUGGAGUCAGUAAGCAAAGAACAUGUCCAUGCUUUUGAGUCUACUAGUGCUAGAGGAGACCGGUUGAAAUCUACUGAUCCUAACCAAGCUAGGGAUGGAAAUGGUGCUAGCUCACAGGCUGUUGAUGCUACGGCCGAUGCUAAUGAAAACUCAAUGCCAACAGAUGAGAGAGAGUUGUUCCAGAGUGUUCAGAACUAUGGUGGUUCGGAGGCUGUCACUGAUGAUAUGGAGCAUGACCAGGAUAUUCAUGGUGGCUUUGCUGCUGCAGAUGAUGAUUACAUGCAGGAAAAUGCUGAGGGGACACAGAAUCUUGAUGAGACUGUGGGGAUAAGAUUUGAAAUUCGCUCUGGUAUACAAGGUAAUCUUGAUGAAGACGAGGAUGAUGAAGACGAUGAGAUAUCUGGAGAUGAAGGCGACGAAGUAGAUGAGGAUGAAGAUGAAGAUGCUGAUGAUGAUCACAACGAUAUAGAAGAAGAUGAAGCUCAUCACCUACCACACCCAGAUACGGAUCAAGAUGACCAUGAAAUUGAUGAAGAUGAGUUUGAUGAAGAGGUGAUGGAUGAGGAUGAAGAUGAAGAGGAGGAUGAAGAUGGUGUUAUAGUGCGUUUAGGGGAGGGAAUGAAUGGAGUAAAUGUAUUUGACCACAUAGAGGUUUUUGGCAGAGAUAGUAUUGCCAAUGAAACUUUUCAUGUUAUGCCAGUUGAAAUAUUUGGCUCCAGGCGUCAAGGUCGAACCACAUCCAUCUAUAAUUUGUUAGGAAGAAAUGGUGAUACCAAUGUCCCUUCGCAGCAUCCACUUCUAGUGGAACCACAUUCUUCAACAUCUACAGGUCCUCCUAGACUGUCAGAGAAUGACCGUGAUGCUUACUCAGAUAGAAAUGCUGAGGGUUCUUUGUCGCGUCUGGACUCCAUUUUCCGCUCACUCCGCAAUGGGCGUCAAGGACACCGGUUUAAUUUAUUGUCGAAUGAGGGCCAGUUAAGUGGUGGGUCAGGCUCAUCAGUUAUUCCCCAAGGUCUUGAAGAAGUACUUGUAUCCAGACUGAGGCGUCCCUCCUCUGAAAAGUCUUCUAAUAACACUACAGCUGUUGAAUCUCAAAAUAAAAAUGAAGAGAGUCCAUCCUCUGAAUUUGCUGAGACGACUGCUGAAAAUCAAGGUAAUGAUGGUGGUAGUAAUACCCCUCCUUCCUCGGUGAUAUUGGACAGUACUAGAAGUGCCGAUAAUGUACCUGCUACAAACCAGCUAAAUCAGGGAACAGAAACAUCAAGUAGACAACCUCAGUUGGUUGAAGCUCAAUAUGACCAUACUGAUGUACUACGUGAUGUCGAAGCAGUGAGCCAAGAGAGUGGUGGAAGUGGGGCAACUUUAGGUGAGAGCUUACGGAGUCUAGACGUUGAGAUUGGAAGUGCCGAUGGCCAUGAUGAUGGUGGUGACAGACAAGCUGGUGGUGAUGCUCGACUGAGGAGAGGUGCUCCAUUGUUUACUAAUAAUAAUGCAUCAAUAGGUGGGAGAGAUGCAUCUCUCCACAGUGUCAGUGAAGUUUCAGAAGAUCUAGUUCGGGAAGCUGAUCAAACUGGUCCUUCUCAGGAGGAGCAACAUAAUCGGGAUGCUGAAUCCAUUGAUCCUGCUUUUCUUGAUGCACUCCCUGAGGAGUUGCGUGCUGAGGUUCUUUCUGCUCAACCAAGUGAAGCUACGCAGGUGCAAAAUCCAGAGCCACAAAAUAAUGGGGAUAUAGAUCCAGAAUUUCUUGCAGCACUGCCUCCUGAUAUCCGUCAAGAAGUUCUGGCACAACAAAGGGCACAAAGGCUGCAUCAAUCCCAAGAAUUGGAAGGACAGCCUGUUGAGAUGGACACAGUCUCAAUAAUUGCAACUUUUCCUUCAGACAUACGGGAAGAGGUUCUCCUAACCUCGUCUGAUGCUAUUCUUGCAAAUUUGACACCUGCUCUUGUUGCUGAAGCAAAUAUGUUACGAGAAAGGUUUGCACGCAGAUAUAAUCAAAAUUUAUUUGGAUUACAUCCACGAAAUCGUCGGGGCGAGUCCUCUAGGCGAGGUGAUGGCUUGGAUAGAGUUGGUGGUGCACAUACUCGUCGGUCUACGGGUGUUAAGCCAGUUGAAGCAGUUGGGUCCCCUUUAGUUGACACAGAAGGUUUGAAAGCUUUGAUCCGGUUGCUUCGAGUUGUUCAGCCGCUUUACAAGAGUCAGCAGAGACUCCUCCUAAAUCUUUGUGCUAAUGCUGAUACUAGAAUUGAUUUGCUAAAAAUUUUAAUGGACUUGCUGAUGCUGGACAAAAAGAAAUAUCAAACCGAUCUAAGUGCUGUGGAACCCCCUUAUAGGCUGUAUGCAUGCCAGAGUCAUGUGAUGUAUUCUCGCCCUCAAUAUGUUGAUGGUGUGCCACCUUUGGUGUCUCGGCGAGCUUUGGAGACCCUUACCUACCUAGCUCGUAAUCAUCCUUUGGCUGCCAAGCUAUUGCUUGAGUUCAGAUUGCCACAGUUUAAGAAGUCAUCAAGCUCUGAUGAAGAACGGGGAAAAUCUGUUAUGCUUCUUGAUGAAGAGAAGGAAUACCCGGAAGGGCAGGCAUCCUUUACAUUGCUUCUUAGCCUUUUAAACCAGUCACUUUAUUUAAGAAGUGUUGCUCACCUGGAGCAGCUCCUAAAUCUGUUGGAUGUUGUUAUUGACUAUGGUGAGAGGAAAUCAAAUCCAUCUAACGAGGCAGGUUCAUCUGCACCUGAGCAGCUGUCUGACCCUCAGAUUUCUACACCAGCUGUUGAUAUUAAUGUAGGCUCUUCUAUGGCUUCAGGAGAGGGUAACUCUUCGAUGCAAGCAACAUCUCCAGAGGCUGAUAGCGAGCAAAUCGCUGAAACUGUUCUGAACAAUUUGCCUAAUCCAGAACUUCAGCUACUAUGCUCACUGCUAGCACGUGAAGGCCUAUCAGAUAAUGCAUACACACUCGUGGCGGAUGUUUUAAGAAAGCUGGUGGCUAUUGCUCCUAUUCAUUGUCAUCUCUUUAUCAAUGAGCUUGCUGGUUCAGUUCAAAGCCUUACCCAUUCAGCUAUAGAAGAGUUGCACUUAUUUGGGGACAUAGAGAAAGCACUUCUUAACACUACUACUCAUGGGGCUCCAGUUCUCAGGGUUUUGCAGGCACUGAGCUCUUUAGUAGUUUUGCUUCGUGAAAAGGACAAAAAGCAUCAGACUACCCCUGAUACUGAGCAUAAUACUGCUAUUUCUCUAGUUCGGGAUAUUAAUACUGCUCUUGAGCCUCUGUGGCAGGAGCUGAGCAGUUGCAUCAGCAAAAUAGAGAACUAUUCGGAUGUAGCACCUGAUUUGUCCCCUUCUGCUGUUAAACCAUCCAGUUCAGUGCCUCCACUUCCAGCAGGUACCCAGAACGUAUUGCCAUACAUUGAAUCUUUCUUCGUUGUAUGCGAGAAGUUGCACCCUGGCCAGUCAGGUGCAGGCAAUGAUUUUGGAAUUGCUUCUGUUCCUGAUGUUGACGAAGCUGCUGCAUCUGCUAGUCAACAGAAGACUGUAGGAUCUUCUUUAAAUGUGGAUGAUAAACGUGUUGCUUUCUUAAGGUUUUCAGAAAAGCACAGAAAGCUUCUGAAUGCCUUUAUCAGGCAAAAUCCUGGAUUACUAGAAAAGUCAUUUUCACUCAUGCUGAAGGUUCCUCGGUUUAUUGAUUUCGAUAAUAAAAGGGCUCACUUCAGGUCCAAGAUCAAGCAUCAACAUGAUCAUCACCACAGUCCUCUCAGAAUAUCUGUUAGAAGAGCUUACAUUCUUGAAGAUUCAUACAAUCAGCUGCGUAUGAGAUCAGCACAAGAUCUGAAAGGUAGAUUGACUGUUAAUUUCCAAGGGGAGGAAGGGAUUGAUGCUGGUGGCCUUACAAGGGAAUGGUAUCAGUUGCUAUCCAGAGUAAUCUUUGACAAGGGGGCGUUACUAUUUACAACAGUAGGGAAUGAGUCCACAUUUCAGCCGAACCCCAACUCUGCUUACCAAACAGAGCAUCUUUCUUACUUCAAGUUUGUUGGACGAGUUGUGGGGAAAGCACUAUUUGAUGGGCAGCUCCUUGAUGUCCACUUCACUCGGUCAUUUUACAAGCACAUUCUUGGGGUUAAAGUUACAUAUCAUGACAUUGAAGCUAUUGAUCCAGAUUAUUUUAAGAACUUAAAAUGGAUGCUUGAGAAUGAUAUUAGUGAUAUUCCAGACUUAACAUUUAGCAUUGAUGCUGAUGAGGAGAAGAUGAUUCUGUACGAGCCUACUCAAGUAACUGACUAUGAACUGAUCCCUGGUGGUCGAAAUAUCAGAGUAACUGAGGAAAACAAGCACCAGUAUGUUGAUUUAGUUGCUGAGCAUCGAUUGACGACUGCUAUUCGUCCUCAGAUUAAUGCAUUUAUGGAAGGUUUCAAUGAGUUAAUACUUCGUGAUUUAAUAUCGAUUUUCCAUGACAAGGAAUUGGAACUCCUGAUAAGUGGGCUGCCAGACAUUGACUUGGAUGAUCUGAGGGCAAACACGGAGUACUCUGGUUACACUGCUGCUUCCCCUGCCAUUCAAUGGUUCUGGGAGGUUGUUCAAGAAUUAAGUAAGGAGGAUAAGGCUCGCCUGCUACAAUUUGUGACUGGAACCUCGAAGGUGCCGUUGGAAGGAUUCAGUGCACUGCAAGGAAUUUCAGGAUCUCAAAAAUUCCAGAUUCACAAGGCAUACGGCAGUCCUGAUCACUUGCCUUCUGCUCAUACAUGUUUCAACCAGUUGGAUCUACCAGAAUACCCCUCUAAACAGCAUUUGGAGGAAAGACUACUGCUUGCAAUUCAUGAAGGCAACGAAGGGUUUGGAUUCGGUUAAGUUGGUGCUGAGGCCAAGCCGACGCUAUUGUAUAGAACAUAUUAAUUCUUAAGAUUACUUAGAAAGCUGUUUUGGGAUAAAAUGAAAUGUGGAUAUAAUGUACAGUGCUAUAUUGCUUUUUUCCCAACCUUUUUGGCAAGUUUUCCAAUCCAGUUUUUUUCAAUUAUUGUCAA